Molecule: messenger RNA, 1679 nt
Organism: Aphis gossypii (cotton aphid)
Lineage: Eukaryota; Metazoa; Arthropoda; Insecta; Hemiptera; Aphididae
Exons: 3
Coding region: 684-1679 (331 amino acids)
Molecular function (GO): protein binding
Source: RefSeq, a predicted model, not a curated record
UUUUGGUGGAUGUCGAAGAAAAAAUAUAAUAUCGAAUAUUAUAUUAAAACGUUUGAAGCGUAUAUAUCUCAAUAGAUUGUAAUGUACGCAACAACUGAUAGUACGUACGGUUGUGAACUUGUAGUCGUAAUGGUGAAAGCCGUCGAUACCGGAGGUAACGUCAAACGAAUAGCGACUAGUGCGAUCCUGGUUCGCGUAUUCGCGUUCACAAUUUAAAUUCCGCACACGACACAGUUAAAUACAGGUAAAACGUGCGUCAACUCAAGCGCCGUUGAGCAUAGUAUCACACCGGUGUGCUUGGCGCUUGCGUCAGACGGCAGUUGGUUAAUGACGAGCUCAUACUAAUUUAUUUAAACAAUAGAUAGUUACUAGAUAGUGAACGUUUUUUAUUUUAUUAUAUUUAAAGUAAGUAUUUUUACUUAUACAGAUAAUUGAGAAUGAAAAACGUUUUUUCGAACGGAGUAUUACAAAUGGUUUUCAUUGAAUAUAGCGCACUCCUAGACUAUUUUAAAGAUGCUCAUCGUUGAAACGCAGUACUAAUUUUGAAUAAUAACUAUCGCAAUUUGGAUGAAAGCAUGAGGGUGUUCUAACAACUAUUCAUUGAAUUAUUUUGUUUACUAAUUCAGUACUAUAUAGACGCAAGCAGCAGCUAUUCGACGGUACCACUCAGCUAAUAUAGUACGAUGGCUGCAUUGGACUAUACGCAAGUAGACUUCAAAAGACUUAUGAACAGGACAUUAGUGUCCAAGAGUUUUGCCGACAAGGAAAAAAAAUGCAGGUUCAUCUUGCGGUUUGUUCCAGACAUCAACAUUAACAGCUGUUGCGAGACCGUCGUCGAAAUAUUGUUGUCGUUGGAGACCAUUCUUGUAGACUUGGGCUGGACCGGAGACAGACCAGAACAACAAGAUCUAAACCCGGACUGGCACAAGGCUUUGUACGCUAAAGUAUUGCAAUUGAUCGAUUAUAAGUCCAAAGCAAACGUGAUCGAGGACGUGUGCGAGAAAGCCGCUAGUUACGGGCACCAGCUCUGCUUGAACUUGGCGCGGUAUUUGGGCGUCCCGUGGCACAGCCCGUUGCCCUAUGAGUACUCAGCGUGCGACCUGGCUGCGGGCAUAGGCGACUUGAACUGCCUGAAGGUGGCGUUCUACGAAGGCAGUCGGCGAAACAAGUCGACGUGCGCCGCUGCUGCGGCGGACGGACACUUGGAAUGUCUACGAUUCUUGCAUGAGAAUGGGUGCGAAUGGGACGUCGAGACAUGCAACCAGGCCGCGGCCGGCGGACACCUGGAUUGCGUAAAAUACGCCCACGAAAACGGGUGCGAGUGGGACGAGGUCGCCACGAUGCAAGCGGCCGUCAACGGCCAUCAAUCCGUGCUCGAGUACUUGCACGAGAAUAAUUGUCCUUGGGACGAAGUAACGUCCUAUCACGCAGCGAUAAACGGACAUUUGGAUUGUCUGUUUUAUUGUUACAAAAACGGGUGUCCUUGGGAUGAGGCGACCUGUAGAUAUGCCGCAACUUACGGACACAUAGACAUUUUGAAAUUCGCUCGCCAAAAUGGGUGUCCUUGGGAUAAAAGAACGACUGAAGAGGCUGCGAGGACUGGACAGUUGGAGUGUUUGCAAUAUGUCACAAUAACGGUUGUCCCUGGGACGAGGCCGUUGUUAUCAAGCCGCACGUAA